AUGGAUGGGCCAAAGGAGCUUUCGCAGCUCUUCAACAAUCCUUUCCUCUCCGACAUCAGAAUUAAGCAGAUAUCAACGAGCGGCGAGAUACGUGAAUACUGUGCCCACAAGGUCGUUCUCUGCAUGGAAUCGCAGUACUUCAUGAACGCAUUCAAGGGCGGAUUCAAGGAGGCAUCUGAUAGCGUCAUUGAGCUGCACGACGACGACCCGUACUAUUUCGAAAUUGUCCUCAAAUCCAUCUACUCCCCUGGCUACCAUGCAACUGUCUACGACCGCACUUUGGACAGCCCUAAGGAGAAGGUACUCGCUCAAAUUGGCACCUACAUUAUCGCAGACAAGUAUCUUGUCACACUUUGUCUGUCCUGA
Molecule: messenger RNA, 366 nt
Organism: Boeremia exigua
Lineage: Eukaryota; Fungi; Ascomycota; Dothideomycetes; Pleosporales; Didymellaceae
Exons: 4
Coding region: 1-366 (121 amino acids)
Molecular function (GO): protein binding
Source: RefSeq, a predicted model, not a curated record